UGACUUCUGUUUACAUCUAAAGACUGAUAAGUGAUAACCAAAAGCAGACGAUUUUUCUUGACGAUUAUCAAAUUGUUAUGAAUUUUCAAUUUGCAUAGUUUUAAUUUUUACUAAAUUUCGUAACAUUUGAAUUUAGAAAGUUAUUAGUAUUGUUUUGUCGUUAAAUGUAUUUUUAGUAAAAUGGUAUUUUUUUUUACAAGUAACGUGGUAUCGCCACAGGUUACUCUGUUUAUGGGUGCCGACAAACAUGAAAAUGAAGACUUGAUUAAAUGGGGUUGGCCAGAAGAUGUUUGGUUUCAUGUUGACAAAGUCUCAUCAGCUCACGUGUAUCUCAGGUUAUCGGCGUUCUUUCAGGGUCAAACUAUAGAUGAUAUACCCAAUUCCGUACUUGAUGAUGCAUGUCAACUAGUUAAGGCUAACUCCAUUAUGGGCAAUAAAAUGAAUGAUAUAGAUAUUGUGUACACAAUGUGGUCAAAUUUGAAGAAAACCCCUAGCAUGGAGGUAGGCCAAGUUGCAUUUCACAAAGAUAAAGACGUCAGAAAAGUUAGAGUGGCUAAAAGAUGUAAUGAUAUAAUUAAUAGACUCAACAAGACUAAGAAAGAAGCAUUUCCUGACCUUAGACAAGAAAGAGAAACAAGAGAUAGAUCAGAGAGGGAAGACAAAAAGAAAGUUUUGAGAGAAAAGAAAGAAAAGGAAAAAGAAGAAGAGAAGCGGAAGAAAGAUGAAGCAGAGCUUAAAAGUUACUCUACAUUAAUGAAACCUGAAAAUAUGACAACAAAUUAUGAUGGCAAUGAUUCUGAUGACUUUAUGUAGAACUUUCUUACUUCCUCUACCGAUUCUUGAUUUUAAUAAAUUAUUGCUAACUGAAAUAAUUUCCUUCCUGUCUCAGUUCUUGAGCAUCCUUUUUAUGCAGUUUUGUGAGUGUGAAUUAUUUAUAAGCUUUGUCAUUCUGGAGAUAGACGUUGAAUGAUGUAAUUUAAUUUAAAAAAGCAAUACAUUUUUGUAUUCAUAGAAAUGAGGCUCAUUUUGGGCAAUUAUAUUUUAACCAACAUAUGUUUCAUUUUAUUUGCCCUAUUUUUUAAAGAGAUCCUCACAAUUACUUUAUCAAUAGAUGCUAUUAAAGUUCAGGUGUAAUUUUUU
Pieris brassicae (large cabbage white) is the source of this 1140-nucleotide messenger RNA. RefSeq names its product coiled-coil domain-containing protein 25 (gene ccdc25). The transcript is spliced from 4 exons. Bases 181 to 813 code for a protein of 210 amino acids. The record is from RefSeq and is a predicted model, not a curated record. NCBI's taxonomy places the organism in Eukaryota, Metazoa, Arthropoda, Insecta, Lepidoptera, Pieridae.